ACCCCCAGCGGAGGGCGAAAGCGAAGAGUGUAGAAGUUCUCGCUUUGCUUGUUUGCCAAGAAGAAGAAGAGGAGGCGAGAGAGUGGGUGUGAGGCGAUGGCGGCGAUGAAGCGUCUGAUCCCGUCGUUCAACCGGGUGCUGGUGGAGAAGGUGCUGCAGCCCAAGAAGAGCGCCGGCGGCAUCCUCCUCCCUGAGACCUCCAAGCAGCUGAACUCUGGCAAAGUCGUGGCUGUUGGGCCUGGUGACCGCGAUAAGGAUGGCAAGCUGAUCCCUGUUGGUUUCAAGGAAGGUGACCAUGUUCUCCUGCCUGAGUAUGGAGGACUUGAAGUCAAGCUUGGUGCUGAGAAAGAGUACCUCCUCUUCAGAGAGAAUGACAUACUGGGUACCCUCCAUGAGUGAUUUGGGUCACCGGGAAGUCAUCACUGCAAGACAAGAUGUCAAGAGUUUCGAUGCUAUCGGAUAAGCUUUGAAAUAGGACUCCGUUUUAUGGUGUCGUUAGAUUUUUGCUCAGAGGAACAUCAUGAACUUGAUAUAAUUGUUGCAACUCUUUGUCGUGAUGCUAUUUGGUGAACUUGUCUCGGCUAAAUUGCUGCCCAUAUUUUUCCUUUUU
Messenger RNA from Brachypodium distachyon (stiff brome), 610 nucleotides. RefSeq names its product 10 kDa chaperonin, mitochondrial. The record is from RefSeq and is a predicted model, not a curated record. NCBI's taxonomy places the organism in Eukaryota, Viridiplantae, Streptophyta, Magnoliopsida, Poales, Poaceae. Gene Ontology annotation, molecular function: protein-folding chaperone binding; protein folding chaperone; metal ion binding. The transcript is spliced from 3 exons. Bases 97 to 399 code for a protein of 100 amino acids. Gene Ontology annotation, cellular component: mitochondrial matrix.